Messenger RNA from Ilex paraguariensis (yerba mate), 1383 nucleotides. NCBI's taxonomy places the organism in Eukaryota, Viridiplantae, Streptophyta, Magnoliopsida, Aquifoliales, Aquifoliaceae. The record is from the annotation of a GenBank genome assembly.
AUGGGGGACGAGGCUAAUUCUUGGUUACGAAGAACAAAAUUUUCUCACACCGUCUAUUAUCGGUUGGAUGCAACAAGAUUGGCCUCUGUUCCUUUCACGAUUCAGCCAAACAGAAUUUCGGGUAUGAAAUUGAGACCUGGAACAGCUUUUGUUAAUGUAAAACCAGGCCCCACUAGUGUGCAGAUUCAGCAAAAUCCUACCACAAGCAAGCAGAGGGCGGUAUCACCUCUACCAGCAACCAAGCUUUCUGAUACAUUUAAGGAGGCUAGGUCAGAUCGGAAGAGAUUUUCAACUCCACAUCCUAGAAGAAAAGAACCAGAGAAGGGAAUUGGAGGCAAGUUGUUUCACAAAGAUUCAGAAGAAACCAAAGCAACUGACUCACAGUCACCCUUGAAUACGCACCCGCUUAGGCACUUCUCUUCGAUGAAAUUUACCGAUAAAUCAAGGAGCUGGAAGGAGUCUGCAUGGACAAAGUAUUUUGACCAUAAUGGGGGAAGGGUUACCUCGGUGGAAACAGAAGAUGAGUAUAGGGUCGAUUUGUCAAAGCUGUUUCUUGGCCUUAGAUUUGCUCAUGGAGCACAUAGUCAGCUUUACCAUGGGAUAUAUAAGGAUGAACCUGUUGCCGUGAAAAUUAUCAGGGUGCCGGAUGAUGACGAAAAUGAAGCCCUAGCAGCAAGGUUGGAGAAGCAAUUCAAUAGGGAAGUCACUCUCUUGUCUCGUCUCCACCAUCAAAAUGUCAUAAAGUUUGUAGCAGCGUGCAGGAAGCCACCAGUUUUUUGCAUCAUCACAGAAUAUCUCUCCGAGGGUUCUUUGAGGGCAUAUCUUCACAAGCUUGAGGACAAAUCUCUUCCCUUACAGAAGCUGAUCACAAUGGCUCUGGAUAUUGCUCGAGGAAUGGAAUACAUUCACUCACAAGGCAUUAUUCAUAGGGACCUCAAACCUGAGAAUAUACUGAUUAAUCAAGAUUUUCAACUGAAAAUUGCUGAUUUUGGAAUAGCUUGUGAGCAGGCAUAUUGUGAUGUUCUGGCAGAUGACCCAGGAACUUACCGUUGGAUGGCACCCGAGAUGAUCAAACGCAAGUCCUAUGGUCGGAAGGUUGAUGUAUAUGGCUUUGGACUCAUUUUAUGGGAAAUGAUGGCUGGAACUAUCCCUUAUGAGGAUAUGACACCCGUACAAGCUGCUUUUGCUGUAGUCAACAAGAACCUGAGACCAGCUGUCCCUGGGAACUGCCCUGCUGCCAUGAGAACUCUAAUUGAGCAAUGUUGGUCUUUGCAACUAGAGAAGAGGCCUGAGUUUUGGCAGGUGGUAAAGGUAUUAGAGCAGCUCAAGUCUUCACUUGCCCACGAUGGAACCCUAAAUCUGCAUCACCAGGUCACAAUGUAA